AUGAAAAAUAUAUUUUCUGUUCUUCUGUUGCUAUAUGCUCGCAAUGUUUUUGGACAAUUGCCUUUAUUAUCUGACGUGAAGAGGAUUAUAGACAAACUGGGAAUCCCUCUUCAAAGCAACGAAUUCCAGACGACAGGAGAGAUUUUAAAUGAAUAUGACUUCAUCGUAGUAGGAUCCGGACCUGCUGGAUCAGCUAUAGCAAACAGGCUUUCGGAAGUAUACCAUUGGACUGUGCUGCUUCUCGAAGCUGGUGAGGAAGAAACAUUUUUCAGCGAGAUCCCCGCUUUCAAUGAAUACACUGUUUUAACAGCUAAUUCCAGAAACUAUGACGUGGAAAGGGAGCAUGACGCUUGUCUUGGACUAGUGGACGGUGCUUGCCACUGGGCUACUGGUAACGGUGUUGGGGGAGGUUCGAUAAUUAAUGGGAUGUUGUACACACGAGGGCAUCCCUCAGAUUACGAUGAAUGGGCGUAUGAAGGUAACAUUGGUUGGUCCUAUCAGGAUGUCUUGCCGUAUUUCUUAAAAGUGGAAAACAUGUCUAUUCCAGGUUUGGCAGAAUCGGAAUUUCAUUCUACAACAGGUCCUGUUCAUUUGCAAUACUCCUCUCAGUCUGAAAUAGGAAGAAGGUUUCUGGAAGCAGGUCAACAGUUAGGGUAUGAUCUUAUCGAUUACAAUAACCCAAAUACGAUGGUAGGAUUUUCUCAGGCACAGACAACCACAUGUGGUAACAGAAGACAUAGUGCUGUUUCAGCUUAUCUGCUCCCUUUAAAAUCCCGCCCCAAUGUGCAUAUAUUAAAAAAUGCGUACGUGACGGAAGUACAUACUGACGGUGAAACGAAUAGAGUAUGCGCUGUCAGUUUUUUGCAUAAUAACCAAAAAAGAAUAGUUUUAUCAAGAAAAGAAGUUAUUCUUUCAGCAGGGACAUUUGGCUCGCCAAAAAUUUUAAUGUUAUCAGGAAUUGGACCAGCUGGGCAUCUUCACGAAGUGGGUGUUGCGACCAUUGUCGAUCUUCCAGUUGGUGAAAAUCUUCAAGAGCAUUUAGCAACAGCGACUGUAACAUACCUCAUCAACACCACUGAUAGCGCAACAUUGCCUAAACAGAUCGCUACAAUCGAAAGCGAAUUUUCUCAAUGGUUGAAUGGGGCUAAUAAUUCAUUAGCAAAUAAUUUACCUGAAGCUUUGGGUUACGUUAAAACGAAAUAUGCCGGGCACAAAGCAGAUAUUGAGCUCAUAGGUGUUGCCAUGAGCGUAGCUGGUGAUGGAGGUGUGUUUUGGAAGAGGACAAGAAAUAUUUCUGAUGAAGUUUAUGACAAAACGUGGAAACCAAUAUUUUUCGCGGAGGGGUUCAAUAUUUUUCCGAUGAUGAUGUACCCACGAAGCAGAGGGACGGUAAGACUACGGAGCUCAGAUCCAAGGGACUCGAUAGUCAUUGAUGGUAAUUUUCAUUCAGAUCCUUUCGACGUUCAAGUAACGAUAGCAGGGAUCAGAGCCGCACAGGAAGUUGCGAGGACGAAAGCUUUCCAAGAAAUCGGCGCGACUUUAUAUACGAAUCCAGUUUACGGGUGUGAGUCGUACGAAUUCGAUUCUGACGAAUAUUGGGAGUGUGCCAUAAGAAGCGUCCCCUUUCAGCUUCAUCAUCAAUCGGGCACUUGCAAGAUGGGCUCGCACCCUUCGAAUUCCGUCGUGGACCAUAGAUUACGUGUACAUGGAUUGACUGGCCUCAGAGUCGCUGAUGCUUCAAUCAUGCCCAAGGUACCAGGAGUGCACACAAUGGCACCCUGCUACAUGAUAGGAGAGAAAGCUGCUGAUAUGAUCAAGGAAGACUGGAGUGUUUUAGAUGAACAUUAUGCAACCGUUCAUUAUCACAAAUAAUAUAAAUUAAUGUGUCAUGGGAUUUAGAAUGAAUGCUCCAUCAUGUGUUAUUGGAACACUUUAUUCUUCAUUACCUUCGAUACCCCGAUCACAUACAGUUAUAAUUUUUAAGAAAACUGUAUCGGUUAAAAAAUUCUAUUGUAUAUAUUUGUAGCCUUUCAAAAUGCAUGUACAGUAGUG
Nezara viridula (southern green stink bug) is the source of this 2052-nucleotide messenger RNA. The record is from the annotation of a GenBank genome assembly. NCBI's taxonomy places the organism in Eukaryota, Metazoa, Arthropoda, Insecta, Hemiptera, Pentatomidae.